CCCGCAAACAAACGGAGGUGAUAACCAAGUGGACGCGUGUCUCGUUCGCUCCAGACCAGGAGGACAUUUCUCUCUUCGGCCUGAGUGCUCGCAGAGAGGAAGGGGACGAGUUGGGAGUGAAGGAUGGUGCUGGACAAGGAGGAGAGCGUGUCCCUGGUGUCCCUCCAGUCCAGAGAGAAGGUGCGAGGCUGCGCCGGCUGCAACGGGAGGAUCCGGGACCGCUUCAUGCUGCAGGCCUUGGACCGCUUCUGGCACGAGGACUGUCUGAAGUGUGCCUGCUGCGACUGCCGCCUGGGCCGGGUGGGCUCCAGCCUCUACACCCGGGCCAACCUCAUCCUGUGCCGCCGGGACUACCUCAGGCUGUUUGGAGUGACGGGAAACUGCGCCGCCUGCAGGAAGUUAAUCCCGGCCUUCGAGAUGGUGAUGAGGGCGCGGGACAACGUCUACCAUUUAGACUGCUUCGCCUGCCAGCUGUGUCGCCAGAGAUUUUGUGUGGGAGAUCGCUUCUUCCUGAAGAACAACAUGAUCCUGUGCCAGCUGCACUACGAAGGCGGCCAUCUUAACGGCAGCGCGCACUGAGAGCUGACGUCCAUCACGACCUUUGUCCACGUUAAAAAAUGACGAGGUGGACCAGGGACGAGGUGGACCAGGGACGAGGUGGACCAGAAUGAGAACCGCUUGGACUUUGUCUCGUUACGACUUUGAAGCCGCUUUGUCUUGAGCUUCUGUGAACGCUGACAGUCAAGACCCGACAGACCAGAAAGUUCCGGAAAAGACCGAACGAUUGGAGGACGGGAAAAAUUCUUCUCAAACUAUAUUCCACGUUGAACAAAAGCGAGGCCGAGGACAAUCCAGUCUUUCUUUUCAUUGCUUGCGCCAAAGAAAAGCUCUCAUGUUGGUUACAUGAUUAUUACUUUCUAAAGAUGUGUAUACAUAUGCAGAGUUUGACGAUUAAAUUGUCUUAUUUAGUAGAAAUCUUUUACGUGACAUUAAAAAAAUUUAAAUAUUGUAUUUGUGGCGGAAAAGUGAUGACAUCAAAGAACAUAAGUCAUGUUUUUAGCUACAAAAACCAAGAUAUAGGAUUUUUACACGUUAGACUAAUCCUAUUUUGAGCGGCACCAUAAAUAUUGAAACAUGUAAUAAAUAUAUGAUAGACUGUACAAGUGUCUUAUAUAAAUAAAGGUAUCUAACGUUGUGUUUUGGCGUCACUUGGUGGCCACCGGUUGUAAUUACAGCCACUGAGAUAAUAGGAUUUUUACACAUAAAAGGUUGGACGUAUCCUAUUU
Messenger RNA from Nerophis lumbriciformis (worm pipefish), 1286 nucleotides. RefSeq names its product rhombotin-1-like. Gene Ontology annotation, molecular function: transcription coactivator activity; DNA-binding transcription factor binding. Gene Ontology annotation, biological process: positive regulation of transcription by RNA polymerase II. Gene Ontology annotation, cellular component: nucleus. Lineage: Eukaryota; Metazoa; Chordata; Actinopteri; Syngnathiformes; Syngnathidae. The record is from RefSeq and is a predicted model, not a curated record.